Molecule: messenger RNA, 3606 nt
Organism: Alternaria arborescens
Lineage: Eukaryota; Fungi; Ascomycota; Dothideomycetes; Pleosporales; Pleosporaceae
Product: ATP-dependent helicase
Exons: 1
Coding region: 1-3606 (1201 amino acids)
Molecular function (GO): nucleic acid binding; ATP binding
Source: RefSeq, a predicted model, not a curated record
AUGCCUCGAAUGAAGGCCGCCACCGUCUCGGAUCAGACCGUGCGAAAGCGAAAACGGAAAACCCGCGCGGACGAGGAAACACAACCAGUAGCAUCGGCUGCAGAAGGCGAGGGGCCGAGCGAGGCUCACAGGAUCGUUGGACCCGACGGCUCGCUGAUCGACCCCAACCAACCUGACCCCAUUGAGACGACGACGACGACGACUACGAGCGUACCCACAAAGGCGCAUGAUGGAGGAAAGAAGCCACGACGUGCGCUGAAGAAGAGUGGUGCUGGCAGACCGUCUCUCACGCGCAACAACUCAUCCACAUUCGUUGAAACGUCGAUACCGUGGCCUGAGCAUUUCACGAAGCUGGCUCAGGUGCAUCGCGCGGUGAAUCUUGUUUACACGUUUCUAUGCACACGCAAACACCUUGCGACCACACUUGAAAACCUAAGAAGCACAGUCGAAGCCAACAUACAGCGAGAGCUAGUGGUUGAAGAUGUGGCGCAAAUUACGGCAUUGGUCCCGAAGGCCAUCAACUUUGCCUAUGUCGAUGAAGCAAUGCUCCUAAUCAAUGUCAUGGGUGCAGAAGACAACCUUCACGGGAGAUCAACGACGGACUUUGCGAUACUUGGGCCGGAACCGGACAAGGGUGAGCAUAAGGAGGUGCUGCUAUUUGAAUUUAUCGAUGGCGACUUGAAGCGCCAUGUACAACACAAGAAGACUGGGGAGCCUACGAAGGCCACGACGAAACUGCGGAACGAGGAACUCAAGAUGCCCGUGUACAGCCAGAAGCAGAUGAUGAAUUUGAUUGAGAAGAGGAAUCUCAAGUUCACAUCGGCAGUCAACGCAUUCCUGAACCAAUGCGUUGAGGAAGGUGUUGAUGCGGUAGAGAAGAUCAAGAAAGUUUCAGAGGCUUUCGUUCCUGUGCCGACAGAGAGCCGACAUUCCACGCCCGGCCCAGAUCGAUCGCUGCUACCAGCCUCCAUACCAGCCGAGCGGAAGCCUAUUCCCGACAUCCUGAAUGAGAUCAAAACACUUGAGUGGUAUACUGGUCAGAUUGUGCCGGAUGGUCACCGUGUCUUCGACCCCCAGGAACCUGUUUAUGGCGACUUGAACUUCGCCAUGUCACAGAAUCUUGUCAACGCGCUGUAUAACACGAAAAACAUCACUCAGCUUUAUGCCCACCAAGCGGAGGCAAUAAACAAUCUCUACGACGGGCACAACGUCAUAGUAUCAACUUCGACCAGCUCUGGUAAAUCACUGAUCUACCAGAUCCCUGUUCUACACCAACUAGAACAAGAACCAAGCACAAGAGCUAUGUACAUCUUUCCAACAAAAGCGCUGGCGCAGGAUCAGAGAAAGAGUAUGAAGGAGCUUUUACGAUUCAUGCCGGGCUUCGAAGAAGUUUUAGUCGAGACGUUUGAUGGAGACACGCCCAUGAGCGAACGCAAUUAUAUUCGUGACGAAGCACGUAUUAUUUUCACAAAUCCCGAUAUGCUGCACAUUACGAUUUUGCCGCAAGAAGAUGCCUGGCGGACAUACCUUCAGAAUCUGCGGUUCGUCGUGGUGGAUGAGCUGCACGUUUACAACGGACUGUUCGGGGCACAUAUGGCGUUUAUCAUGCGCCGUCUACGAAGGAUAUGCGCUGCUGUCGGAAAUCGUCACGUCAAAUUCAUUUCCUGCUCAGCUACAGUCGCAAACCCCGAAGAGCAUAUGAAGACCAUCUUUGGUGUUGACAAUGUCAAGUUGACAGACUUCGACGGUUCCCCUUCCGGACGUAAAGAGUUCUUAUGUUGGAACACGCCUUUUAAAGAUCCUGGCGACCCUACUUCUGGACGUGGUGAUUGCAUGGCUGAGACAGCAAAGCUGUUCUGUCAAUUGAUGUUGAGAGGCAUAAGAGCUAUUGCAUUCUGCCGUGUACGCAAGCAAUGUGAAGCGUUGAUUUCUGCUGUUAAAUCCGAACUAACCAACCUGGAGCGACCGGAGGUUAUCCCUCGGGUUAUGUCGUAUCGAGGUGGGUAUACGCCGCAAGACAGAAGAGAAAUUGAGCGAGAAAUGUUUGACGGCAAGCUCUGUGGUAUCGUAUCUACCAGCGCUCUAGAACUCGGUGUCGAUAUCGGCUCCUUAGAUGCUGUCAUUACAGUCGGCUUUCCCUACACCAUCGCCAACCUCCGUCAACAGAGUGGUCGUGCCGGUAGGAGAAACAGAGAUUCGCUAUCUGUUCUGGUCGGCGACUGCUUCCCCACUGACCAGUACUACAUGUCGAAUCCAGAUGAAAUCUUCACUAAACCUAAUUGCGCACUCCAAGUCGACUUGACGAACAUGCUUGUUCUGGAAGGCCACGUGCAAUGCGCUGCGUUCGAGAUGCCUAUCAAUGUCGAAGCCGACACUACCUACUUUGGCCCUCUCCUUCCCAAAAUCGCCAAAGAACGCAUGCGAUGCGACAAGGAGGGCUUCUAUCACGUGAAUUCCCGUUUCCUCCCUCAGCCAUCUCGUACAGUUGCAAUUCGCGAUACCGAAGAGGACCAUUUCGCCAUCAUCGAUAUCACACACGGCAAGAACACAGUACUCGAAGAACUGGAAGCUAGUCGCGCCUUCUUCACUCUCUACGACGGCGGCAUAUUCCUACACCAAGGAAACACCUAUCUCGUUAAGGAAUUCUCCCAAGAGCGUAUGCUUGCAAAGGUCGAAUACGUAAAAGUAGACUGGACAACGCAGCAACGUGAUUAUACAGACAUUGACCCCGUUGAAACAGAAGCCAUCCGCCGCAUCCCCGGGUCCCGAUGCAAAGCUUUCUACGGCCCCAUUAAGAUUCAACAAGUCGUCUAUGGCUUCUUCAAGAUUGACAAGAAGCGCCGUAUUCUUGAUGCCGUUCAGGUCGACAACCCACCCAUCAUUUUGUUUAGCAAGGGCAUGUGGCUUGACGUGCCGAAAUCUGCAAUGGAUAUCUUGAAGUCGCGACGUCUGAACAUCGCAGCGGGCAUCCACGCCGCUGAACACGCCGUGUUGUCCCUUAUGCCCAACUUCGUCAUCAGCAUGCCAGGAGAUGUACGCACGGAAUGCAAAGUCCCCGAGAAGGAGUUUUUGCAAAAGGAAUCAACGAGGAAGCGACCUGCUCGGUUGACGUUUUACGAUGCAAAAGGCGGGGCGAGCGGUUCUGGCAUCAGCACCAAAGCAUUUGAGUUCAUCGAUACAUUGCUCAAUCAAGCGUGUCAACGACUCACGUCCUGUCAUUGUCUUGAGGGAUGCAAUGAAUGCUGUAACGAUGAUGCGUGUAAACAGCAUAACCAGGUCAUGUCCAAAGCAGGUGCCAUGGUCAUUGUCAUGUGCUUGCUGGGCAAGGAGAAGCAGAUUGAUGUUGAGGCACUGCCAUGGGGUGAGGAGGAUGUGGAACAAGGUUUCGAUACGGUGGUCGAGGCGGUUGGGGUCAGAAUGGCGGAAGGGAAGACGAGAGACGGGGGGACAUUGCCUGGAGAAGGGGAUGAGGGUGAGGAGAAGAUGGUGAGAGCGAAACUUGUAGAUGGUGUGUGGAUUAAAGAGGAAGAAGAAGAUGAGGAUCAUUUCAGUCGAAGCAUUCAUAUGUAUCGGGGUGAGAGGACGUUUAUUGGAGUGCAUAGGUAG